CGGUGAUACGUGAGUGUGUGGCGUCUGUGACAGUAAUCGCAUUUCAACACGGAACUUCUUGCCAAAUCUUUGCCGUAUUGUUACCUGGAAAAAUGGGAGGAAAGAAAAAGGCUCAGCGUACGAAGGGAAACACAAGGCCCUCCAGUAGCGGUCGUUCUGCUGACUUACUGACUAAGGAUGGACGUGUUAGUACUGGUUUUGUUGGAUUUGGAGCGCUAUCUGGUGAUUUAGGCUAUGUACCUCUACAGGGUGUGGAGGAUAUUGAUACAUCAGUUGACAGUGAUUUUAGAAUGGUAAUGAGAAAAAUAACAAAAAAGGAUGUCACUACAAAACUAAAGGCUAUACAAGAAUUCACUAGUUUAUGUAAAGACAAAGAUGAAGAUUCAGUAAAAGGAACUUUGCCAUACUGGCGGAGAUUGUAUAGUAGAACAUGCAUGGAUUAUGACAGGAGAGUGAGAGAAGCUUUGCAACAAGCACACGAACAACUGGCGUUAAAAGUACGGCGUAGUUUAGCACCGCACUUGAAAUCAAUUAUGGGGCCAUGGUUACUGUCCCAGUGUGACACGUAUGCACCAGCAGCCAGUGCAGCCAAGUCAGCAUUCAACAGUGCAUUCCCUCUUUCCAAACAAUCUGAAGCUAUUUUAUUCUGUAAAGAAGACAUACUAAUGUAUAUCCAAGAUAAUCUCUUUAAACAAACAGCUGCUACUUUAAGUGAUCCUAAGUCUACACCUGCAGAGGAGAUGGAAACAAAGUAUAAUCGUGUUAUUACAUCCUCAUUUCUUGCUUUGAACUACUUCCUGUUGUCAAUACCUAAGAAGGAACAUGAGAAUCUUGUAGAAAUAUAUCGCACAUUGUUUGAAGAACCCAAAUUCUGGAAAUAUUCAAAGAGUAAAACACCAAUGAUAAGAGGAGCUUUCUAUUCAACAAUUUCUGCAUUGUGUCAAGUUGUACCGGAGAUGACUAACAAAUAUUCAGUGAAAUUAACACCAUCAGUUCUUGGUAACUUGGAUGAUACUGAUCCAGUUGUAUGUCAGCCAUUGUGGGAAGCAGUACUAUAUGUUGUGUCAAUCAUUACGGAAUGUUGGCAACACAUCAACGUUCGGAAGGCGCUUCUACCAAAGCUGUGGUCAGUCUUCAGACAAGGUGGAAAUGGAUCUGCUUCGGUUGUUUAUCCAAAUUUUUUGCCUUUACUGAGUAAAAUACCAUCGGAAAUCAUCAGUCAAAAUGUGCAGUUCUAUCAGGAGUGGUUUGGAAAUAUGAAAACUGGGUUGACUGUAGAGCGGGUUUUGAUGAGUAGUAGCGAGUGUUCGGCCAUAAUUGUGGCUUACAUGGAGUGUUUAAGAUUAUCAUUACAAAAACAUUUACAAGACACUGCUGAGAACCGACUUAUACAGAAUUAUCUUAUCCUUGAUCAGCUGAUGCCAAUGAUAGAAACAUCAAUUGUGGAAGAGAAAACUCAGCAAUCAUCAUCUUCACUUUAUGUACAAAUCUGUGAUUUAGUGAAUUAUCUUGAAAAGGAAUCUGAUAAAGAAACCAAUCUAAGAUUAUUAGAAUUAUUUUGGGAAAAUUUGACUUGCAUUUGUGUGAAGUAUGUUAAUGAUGAUUCCAUUGCAAGACAACUGGAGAACAUGGCUUUGUUAUUAGAAUGCAUCAAGUCACCUGAUAUUGCCAGAAAGAUGACUCUCAAGAAAAGUGUCAAGGUCAAGUUUUCUGAGGAUGCUGUCAAUACUGGUGCCAGGAGGAAAACCAUGCCAACAGAUGAAGAGGAGCCAAAGAUGGUCGUGGUGGAUGACGUAAAAAGUGAGGGAAUCACACAAGCCUCUCUGCUGGAUCUUGUCUGCAAAGUAACGAGCAUUUCACUCCAAGUAAUCCAAUCAACACAAUCUCUCGUACACCAACGAUUUCUUGCACGGCUUGUGAAAAGAUUUGCUGAUGCUAAACUAUUCAAUUCUCUAGUAACAAAAAGAACUGACAUUCUAUCAGAUGAAUCUGAAUUGAAACAAGAUAUUGACAAGACAUACACGAGUAAGUUCUUUCAUAUGAUUCUACUUCCAUGGAUAGAUGAAGUGGAGAACCAUCGGGGAAUGUAUUCAGUAGAUUGCAUUGUAGAUUUGGUGUUAACAGUUAUCAAGUCUUGUCACGAUGAAGCCGAGAAGACAUCGAUUCUAAAUGAAGCCACUACGGAUUGGUGUGAUCCAGACAUUACAAGGUGGUUGAAGGGCCCGGAGUUUGGUAAAAAAUUGAUACAGGUUGCAGUACAAUUAUGUCACAAUAGUCUAACCUCUGACACUUCAGAAUCGUCCAAUGACAGUAGCUGGAUGAUAAUAAGUUUAGGACUUUCAACCAAUCAGAACCUUGAUAUUGUUAGUGACAAGCUGAAACAGACAUGGAAAGCAGGAACAAAGUCUUUGAUUUGUCAAUUUGGAGCUUUAUUAAAGGAUGAUGGAUUUCUAUGUAGAGCCGUUUCCUGGAUCAAACAAACAUUAAUGACUUGUACAACUUGCAAAAGUGCAAAUCACUUAGCGGAGUCUGCUGUUCAAUUAUGUCAUAUAGUGAUAUCUAGUCUUCCAUCUGAAGUGGACGUCGAUGACAGCAAAGAUAGUAGCAACAAUCAUAUUAUACUUACUCUAUGGGAUAUCCUACUUCCGUCCAGUGAUGAAUGGAAUGAACACAGAACGCACCUACCUAACAAUUGGAAAGCAACACUUGCAAUGAAACGUAUUAUUACAGUAGCUGAUAUCCCAGAAUCCUUCACUUCAUCCUGUUCUUCCACACCAAAAUAUAUCCUGCUCAGCAUUUUCUCAUCUGUCAUGUUUAAGAAGUGUUGUCAUAGCAACAGAAUGAUGAUGGACCUGGAUUCUGAAUCCAUCAGUAAUGUAUUAGACAUUGGAGAUUUCCUGCCCUCAGUGUUGGAGUGUGUUUAUGGUUUAAAAUGGUGUCAUUCUGUGCUUGGUUUACCUGCAUUUAAGUCACCUUAUCCGCAAGUUGUGACUGGAUAUCUUAGUGAUGUAGAAGUAUCAUGGGAAAUAUUGAGUUCUAAUCUUGAAGAAAUCUUUCAUAAUUAUCAAGCUGGCCAUUGGGAACUUCUGCUGGCAUUAACUUUUGAAAGAUCAUUACAAAAUGGUUACUUGUGGUCACAGUGUACAAGUUAUAUUAUAUCAAGCUGUAUUCAAAAUAAUAUAUUCCAGUUUGAUGUCAUCCAGUGUGCUGGAACUUUAGACAGGUUUGCAAUAUUAGAUGAUGGCAGUCUUCACACUUUACAGUCAGUAAUACCGUACAUUACGUCUGAAGAGGUUUUACAACUAAUUGAAAUAAAUGUUGCAAAACUACUUACCUGUACUGAAUCAGAAAAUACUGUAUUAUCAAGUGGCACUGGUGCACUGUCUAUCAUUAAUAAAUGUCUUCAUCACAGUACAACAAUCACGUCUGAUUUAUUGAUCAGUGCACUGGAUCAGCUUGCAUCAUUAAAGGAUGAGAUUGAUGAACUUUUCUUAUUCAGUUGUAAUAUGAAUGAGAUUACAUCAAGUAAAAUGAAUUUCAAUAUAGAAGCCGCUGAGCUGAUGAUAAGUGUUGUCAAACGUAAACCGGACGUCUUUGUUACAAAACAUUGGGAUUUUUUCAUGUGUAGUCUUGUCUCGUGGAUACAGAGCUGUGCAGAAAGUCUUAGGAAUGAACCAACAAUCUUGUGUCAAGUGUUCAGCUGCUCUGUACUUGAUUUAUUAUCUGCAGUUAGUGACUAUAUACAAAGUGGUACACAUACCCUGAACACCAGUCAAAUCAGCGAAUGGCAUGAAUUCUUUAGUGACAACGCCUAUACUACACUAUUUCCACUCUUUAUCCAUAUUAUUGAUUGUCUAUCGUCAAAGGAUGAAUGUGAACUCGAUGAUGAAGUUAUUCAGUCGCUAUGUGUUGCUAUGACUGGUAUUACAUCUCAACAGAUGAAGGAAUCUAAAAUAACAAUGAAAUUACGUGUUGAUAUUUCACACCAUUUACCUGAUGAAAUUCAAUCAUUGCUCAAUCAUUUAUGUCCUUUGAUGAUACUGAAAAGAAAAGAUGUACAAGUGACUGCAUGUCAGUUACUGUUAAAAUUGAUACCAGAACUACCAAAACUUGAUGAAAGUCUUUUGCUUGAAAUUGAAGACAAGGAUGAAAUAGUAUUAUUUCCAACUGGUGCCGUAAUGGAGGUGUUGAAUGCAACGUCAGAUUACUUGGACGAUUUUUUGUCUCCUGUUAGAGUUGGUGAUUGUGUUUUUAUUGAGGCUUAUAGUGAUCAAUAUCAUUAUACAUUCGCAUAUCUGUCAUCAUGGAAUCUAUUGUUGGCUUUCUUCAAAAGUGCAAAAGCUGAGUUAAGAGCUGGUUAUGCUGCAUAUCUUCGAAAGCACAAAAUGGUUGAUAGUUUAUUAUCUAAUUUAUUUCGACUGAUGCCAAUGGUGCCAGUAGUAUCAACAGAUGCUGCUGUCACUAAGACGUCUAUGUUUAACAGUCUUCCACAGCUUAAUAUAAAAGGUAAAUGUCCAGAGACUGAGAUCCAUCAUCUUGCUUGUGCAGUAUAUCAGAGUGCAUUGGAGGAUUUACCAGCUAUGGUUAGACAAUGGUGGAAUAGUCAGGAUAAACGAGUUGCUGCUCAUGUAGAUGGUUUUACCACAAAGUAUGUGACACCAUCUCUUGUUUCACAAGAAAUCCAGUCAAUCCAGAACAGUGAACAAACGCUAGAGAAUCUGACAGUUAAAGGCCGACCAAUAACACGAGAAAUCAUAGCAACAUACACCAUGGAUUUAUCUGAAGAAGUCUCAAUAGAACUUGUUAUUCAGUUACCACCCAAUUAUCCACUUGGUAAAGUUGUAGUAGAUAGCGGUAAGAAGAUUGGUGUUAGUACGUCCCAGUGGAGAAAUUGGAUGUUACAAUUGACAACAUUCUUAGUUCAUCAGAAUGGAUCUGUCAUGGAUGGAUUGACGUUAUGGAAGAGGAACGUUGAUAAACGAUUUGAAGGUUUAGAGGACUGCAUGAUAUGUUUCUCUGUCAUCCAUGGUAGUAGUUAUUCAUUACCAAGACUCACUUGUAGGACGUGUAAAAAGAAAUAUCAUUCAGAAUGUUUGUAUAAAUGGUUCAGUACAAGCAACCAGUCAACAUGUCCUUUGUGCCGGAAUCUCUUCUAGAACAAUGCACA
Molecule: messenger RNA, 5167 nt
Organism: Saccoglossus kowalevskii
Lineage: Eukaryota; Metazoa; Hemichordata; Enteropneusta; Harrimaniidae
Product: E3 ubiquitin-protein ligase listerin-like
Biological process (GO): ribosome-associated ubiquitin-dependent protein catabolic process; rescue of stalled cytosolic ribosome
Cellular component (GO): cytosol; RQC complex
Molecular function (GO): zinc ion binding; ribosomal large subunit binding; ubiquitin protein ligase activity
Source: RefSeq, a predicted model, not a curated record